Messenger RNA from Priceomyces carsonii, 702 nucleotides. RefSeq names its product mannose-ethanolamine phosphotransferase. NCBI's taxonomy places the organism in Eukaryota, Fungi, Ascomycota, Pichiomycetes, Serinales, Debaryomycetaceae. The transcript has a single exon. The coding region runs from base 1 to 702 and encodes 233 amino acids. The record is from RefSeq and is a predicted model, not a curated record. Gene Ontology annotation, biological process: GPI anchor biosynthetic process. Gene Ontology annotation, cellular component: endoplasmic reticulum membrane.
AUGGCGAGGUUACAAGCCGCCAGGAAACAGGUAUCUUUCCAACAGGUUAACGAAGAAGAAACGGUGGCCCCUUCUUCUCCUAGUAAUGAUUUUCCAAGAGCAAAACGGCUGGUCCAGACGAUACCAAUACAUUACUUGUUUGUUCUCUUAGGUAUGUUUAAAUUGGGGUUGACCCAAGAGAUACCAGCUACCUUAUUCAGAGGUUAUUUCAGCUUGUUGGCUCUACAGAUAGUGUAUGGAUAUGUCUUGAAUAAAAAUAUUGCAGGCAAAGCAACAAAAAAACAUAAAAAGGAAGACGACAACAUCAUUUUGUUGGUAUUUGCAAGUUUGUUAAUAUCUACAAUCUUAUCAAUUCCUGUGUUCAUUGCAUUGGUAUUAUUUGGGGCACCUUUAUCCUCUCAUCUACAGGAAACAUACCUUUUGGCACUUCACCUUUCUAAUCUCGUAUUCUAUCCUACGUUGGUUAUAUUUAAGCUCGAUUAUGAAGUUUUCGUGAAGAUGCUUUCACUGGAAAGCUUGUUUAAGGUAAUAUUGAGCAGUCCCACGUUAUGCAGCAGCGCUUUGUGUCUCGUUGGUACCUGGUUGGCCGUGAUUCCCAUUCCGUUAGAUUGGGAUCGGCCAUGGCAACAGUGGCCUAUUACAUUGAUAUCGGGAGCAUAUUUCGGUUCCUUUGUCGGUGGCACAAUCAGUUUACUCUUUUAG